UUGAAAAAAGAGAAUGUGAAAACAAGGAGUCAACUCCAAAACAAUAUAUUACUACUAAUGAGACAUCAAUAGAGAGACUCAUAAAGGAUGAUCUCUGCAAUUCUAAAUUGGGAGAGGCUUGGAAUUAUGGUACUGGAUUAGAAAGGCAGAUAAACAACCCAGAAAGACAGUCCAUGAAACUAAUCGUUAAGCACUGCAAAACUUCAUGUAACAGAAUUUCCAUGGCGAAGAACCUUUGUAAGUUUAAUAAAUCCAGGAACUUUUACAUUCACCACUCAAAACUUAAUCAUUCCCAUAGAGUAUGUUCUCAAGGAGAACCUCAUAGAAUUAAUGAAUGUGGUGAAAUCUUCCACAUCAAUUCAUGUCUUAAUGUACAUGGAGAAAUUCAUACUGGAGUGAAACCUCCUAAAUUUGGUGAAUGUGGUAAGGCUUCCAGCUACAAUUCAGAUCUUGCUAUUCAUCAGAAAAAUGUGGAAGAAAAGCCUAUAAGACAGUGUAAUACAGGUAGGAAAACUUUUAGUCAGAAGAAAUAUGUUUCUCAACAAAAGCUAAUUCCUAUUAAAGAGAAACUCUAUAAAUGUAAUGAAUGCGGGAAAACCUUCAGCUUUAAAGGAUCCUAUUAUAGACAUAAAAAAAUCCAUUCUGCAGUGAAACCCUAUAAAUGUAAAGAAUGUGUAAAAGCCUUCACGUGCAAGCAACACCUUCGUAGACAUGAAAUUAGUCAUACUGGAGAGAAACCCUAUAAAUGUAAAGAAUGUGGAAAAGCCUUCAGCGAAAAGGGAUUCCUUAAUAGACAUGAGAAAAUUCAUACUGGAGAGAAACCCUAUAAAUGUAAAGAAUGUGGAAAAGCCUUCAGUGACAAGGGAUCCCUUAAUAGACAUGAGAAAAUUCAUACUGGAGAGAAACCACAUAAAUGUAAUGAAUGUGGAAAAGCCUUUAGGGACAAGGAAGACCUUAAUAGACAUGAGAAAAUUCAUACUGGAGAGAAACCUUAUAAAUGUAUUCAAUGUGGAAAAACCUUCACAUGUAAGAGAAAUCUAGAUGUGCAUGAGACAAUUCAUUCUGGGGAGAAGCCUUAUAAGUGUAAUGAAUGUGGAAAAGCCUUCAGAUAUAAGGGAAACUUUUAUUCACAUAAGAGAAUUCAUACUGGAGUGAAGCCCUAUCAAUGUAAUGAAUGUGGAAAAGCCUUCUGGAAGAAGGGAGGGCUUAAUUCACAUAAGAUAAUGCAUACUGGAGUGAAACCCUAUAAAUGUACUGAAUGUGGGAAAGCCUUCAGCUGUAAGAGACGCCUUGUUCUACAUGAGGCAAUUCAUACUGGGCAGAAGCCCUAUAAAUGUAAUGAAUGUGAAAAAUCCUUCAUUCGGAAUGAUCACCUUAAAAGGCAUGAGAGAGUUCAUACUGGAGAGAAACCAUAUAAAUGUAAUAAAUGUGGAAAAUCCUUUAGGUGUAAAGAAGGAAUUUAUGGACAUGAAAAAAUUCAUACUGGGCAGAAGCCAUAUAAAUGUAAUGAAUGUGGAAAAGUCUUUAGGCAGAAGGAGCCCUUAAUUCACAUAAAAGAAUUCAUACUGGAGAGAAACCCUAUAAAUGUAAUGAAUGUGAAAAAGCCUUCAGGGAAAAAGGAAUACUUAAUAGACAUAAGAAGAUUCAUACUGGAGAGAAAUCUUAUAAAUGUAAUGAAUGUGGAAAAGCCUUCUAUCAUAAGGGACAUCUGAACAGACAUAAGAAGAUUCAUAAAGAAGUGAAACCAUAAAUGUAAUGAAUGUGGAAAAGUCUUCAAAUAUAUGGGAAAUGUUAAUUUACGUAAGAGAAUUCAUAUUGAAGAGAAACUCUAAAAAUCUAAGGAAUGUGGAAAAACUUUUUAAGUGGUAGAGAAAUUUUAAAAGACAUAAAUUCAUACUGGAGAGAAAUCCUUUGAAUGUACUCAUGUUGAAGCAGACUGUAAUCAAGAGCCGAAUUUUGAAUGUUAUGAAAUUGAGAACACUUUCUUAUACGUCUCAAACUUAAGAAAUAUCAGAUAAUUCAUAUUGCAGAAAAAUCUAAAUAUAAAGAAUAUCCUACAAUAUGUUGUUUGCAAGAAACACAUCUGACACAGAGACACAUACAGAUUAAAGCCUGCAACACCUGUGUCAGCAAAGGCUGCCCCGCAACUCCUUCAGAUGCUAUGAUCCACAGCUGUGGAGGCUCUCGGAGAAUUGACCUGUCCUUUAACAGAUCAUACUUGAGGAGAAAAUACAUAUGGAGGCUAAAGAUGGAGAAGGGAAAGUCAGUGUAGCCCGAUGAUCAUGUACCUGGAAAAGAUUCAUACGUAGGAAAGCUGGAAAGGUAAGUUAUUUACACUUCUUUUUUUUUUUUUUUAAUUUUAACACUUCUUCUUUAAAUGUCCUUAAUCCACUUAUUUUUAUGGUAAAUUCUUACUUUACUUUCUCUUUCCCAAGAAUUCUCUUUGAAAUUGUGUCCAAGCUGAAUGACUGCAAAUAUUCUGGAGUCAUUUUCUUCUGCAUUUGUGUCUUCAGUAUUCUUGCUACCAGGACAGGUCUUCAUGGUGUGUGUGUGUGUGUUUUUCUGACUUCAUACUUGAUGGGCCGGGCUCUGUGGCACUUGUGGAGGUAAAGUCUAGGGUGGUCUUGUUGUUGCUCCCCUGGAGUAGAGUGUUGUCUUAUCCGAGGAGAAUAAUAAAUAUUUAUUUAUACUAAUCUCCCAGGGUUGUUGGAAGAAACACAAGUUAUGAAGUACUUAAAAUAGUGUCUGUCUUGUAUAAAGGAUGAGCUUAUCCUAUUACAAUUUUGUGGGAAUACAAUUGAGCAAGUUGCUAUCCCAUUUGUAGGUACCUUUUCUAAGUGUUAUGAAGUAUUAACAAAAUUGGAAAACACAGGCUAAACAUAUUAAAGUAUUACUAAAAUAGCUUAAGCAACUUUCAAGGCAGAAAAAUACUGGCAUGUGGCAGAUACUGCAUAAAUUGCUGUGAUUAACAUGAAAAUGACAGGAGUAAUAAGAUAAAUGGCUUUCUAUGAAUCAAUAUAUUUGAAGGAUAUUUAAAUUCUUAUCACAUGCUUGAUGAUUUUUUAAAGCAAGGCUAGAAAAACUUAAAUUUCUUUCCCUUUUCAAUUUGAAUAUUGUUACUUAUAAAUAUAUCUAUUAUAUAAUUAUUGGAGUACAUUUUUAAAAAGUAGUAAGUAAUAAUAAUAGUAAAUGACUUACUGUUGAGAAAAAAGCCUGGUAAAAUCCUCUUAGGAAACAAAACCAAUACAUCCAAGAUUAGAAGAGAAGAAGCAAACUUUUACAGCCAGUAUUUCUAAUAAAAGCCUCAUUUCUAAAAUAUGUAAAGAACUGAGUCAAAUUUAGAAGAAUACAAGUCAUUCCCCAAUUUAUAAAGAGUCAAAGGAUAUGAACAGACAAUUUUCCAUUUCACACCUCUCAGAUUGGUUAAGAUGAUAGGAAAAGAUCAUGAUAAAUGUUGGAGGGAAUGUGGGAAAACUGGGACAUUAAUACAUUGUUAUUAUGGUUAUGAACUAAUCCAACCAUUCUGGAAAUAUGUCCAAAAGGCUUUAAACUGUGCAUAUCCUUUAUAUUACACAAUAUUUGUAUUAUACAAAGGGUAACUGUGAUACAAAAAUGUUUGUAGCAGCUCUUUUUGUGGUGGCAAAGAAUUAGAAAAUGAGUAGAUGCCCAUCAGUUGGGGAAUGACUAAAUAAAUUAUGAUAUAUGAAUGUAAUGGAAUAUUAUUGUUCUAUAAAAAAUGAUGAAUAGAUUGAGUUUAGAAAGGCCUGGAAAGAUUUAUGUGAACUGAUGCGGAGUGAAAUAAGCAGAACCAGGAAAACAUGGUAUCCUCAGCAACAACCAGAUUGUGCAAUGAUCAACUAUGUUAAACCUAGUUCUUUUCAGAGAUCAGAUUCAAGGCAAUUUCAAUAAACUUUGGAUGGUAAAUGUAAUCUGCAUCUAAAGAGGAAACUAUGGAAACUGAAUGGACAUCAAUACACACUUUAUUCAC
Molecule: messenger RNA, 3988 nt
Organism: Antechinus flavipes (yellow-footed antechinus)
Lineage: Eukaryota; Metazoa; Chordata; Mammalia; Dasyuromorphia; Dasyuridae
Product: zinc finger protein 501-like
Exons: 2
Coding region: 174-1712 (512 amino acids)
Biological process (GO): regulation of transcription by RNA polymerase II
Cellular component (GO): nucleus
Molecular function (GO): RNA polymerase II cis-regulatory region sequence-specific DNA binding; DNA-binding transcription activator activity, RNA polymerase II-specific
Source: RefSeq, a predicted model, not a curated record